Gymnodraco acuticeps is the source of this 1069-nucleotide messenger RNA. RefSeq lists its product as uncharacterized. The transcript has 2 exons. The record is from RefSeq and is a predicted model, not a curated record. Bases 7 to 1017 code for a protein of 336 amino acids. Lineage: Eukaryota; Metazoa; Chordata; Actinopteri; Perciformes; Bathydraconidae.
CACCAGAUGCAGGUGAAGCGGGACAAGAUGGAAGGUCUGCCACGCCAUAAAGACAUCAUGGCAUGUUUGACUGCGGCCAAAACUCGCAUCCCUCAGCUCCUGGACGUGAUGACCAGCAAUCCGACUCACGCAACCCGGAGCCUGCUCUAUGGGUACAUGACCCUCAAUUGGAGCUGCAUUUAUGGGCACCGUCCGGGGGUCUACUCCAACAUGACCAACACGGAGGUCCUAAAGGCGGAGAUAACUGGCACUGCCUUUGGCCACCUCAUCCACGUAAGCAACCACAAGACGGCCAACGCGUUCGGGGAAGCGCAGAUGUACCUCACCAUAGAAGAAUUUGGAUGGAUGAAGAGGUGGCUGGAAAUCAAGGGGACGCUGACCGGCACCAACAACCGCUACUUCCUCUGCAUAGCGGGGAAGAACCCAUCGAGGAACCUUGCCACCUUCCUGAGGUUGGCAUGGGCUGAUGUUGGACUAAAAGGUCCCAUUAACUUCACCGACCUCCGCACAGUCCACGCCGAUAAUGCGAAGAGGUUUCAGGACAUAAGCAACCGCCAAAGAGUGAGUGAUUUCAUGUGUCACAACACUGCAACUGCAGACAAAUUUUAUGCCAAGAAUCCUUCUUUGAAGGAGGCUGCGGACAUACGAAUGCUCUUCACAGAGUCACUGCAAGCAGCGGCCGCAGCAGCAUCAGGGGUGAGUGAAGACAAUUUGGGGGACAUUGACAUCCACAGUGACCGUGACAGCUCUGGAGAGGAGCAUAGCCCUACUCCCUACCAAGACUCCACCGAUACCGAGACGUCAGAUGAAUUAUACAAAGACUUCAACGCUUGGAGAGCGGCGAAGAGGGAACAGUCAAUGGCCGAACACAGUCCCUCAGACACGGGUGAAGAGAGGGUGCCAGCCUCUGCACCAACUUCACCCGAUACGGACAAUGUUGCCAGUGACCAACUUGUAAAUAUGCAAUGUUUUGUUGUACUCAGUCCGCUUGUGCUGGAUGAGUUAAUAAUGUUAUAAUGUUAUAAAGUGUCAAUGUAUAUAUUUCUGUAAAUAAAGUUUGUUAAAAUUA